Messenger RNA from Ylistrum balloti, 1752 nucleotides. RefSeq lists its product as uncharacterized. The transcript is spliced from 6 exons. Gene Ontology annotation, molecular function: protein binding. NCBI's taxonomy places the organism in Eukaryota, Metazoa, Mollusca, Bivalvia, Pectinida, Pectinidae. The coding region runs from base 1 to 1719 and encodes 572 amino acids. The record is from RefSeq and is a predicted model, not a curated record. Gene Ontology annotation, cellular component: mitochondrion.
AUGGCUUCGACCUUGGCUACACGCGUGGGAGCGGGCACAAUAAUUGCUGUUGGCCUUGUGAUAGUGUCUUUCAUCAUAUGGAGGAAAAGGAAAAAUGGGAAACCAGAGAAUACCAAGCCAUCAACCUCUACUGGUGCGAAACAAACAGGUGCAAAAGAUACAACAGUUUCUGCAUCAGGAGACGCUUCCUUCCCCCAAAAGUCAGUCAUCGAUGAAGUUUCGGCUGUCCAGGACAACAUGUCAGGAGGAGGAGAUGGCAACAUUCCUGAUAAUUAUGUUUGUGAAAAUGGUAUUUGUAGGCUUGUGAAUGAACCAUCAAAAACUAAGGUCAAACAAAAGGUCAGAUUUGAUCCUCUGGCUGAAGCUAUGACUAAAUCCCUGACAGAGUUUUUUGAAGGACGUGCUGAACCUGAAAAUGGUACAGAAGACGACAAAUUAACAAAUUCAGAAAUUGACAGGAAAGAAACAUACCAGCAGAAAAAAGAGAAAGAUGCCUUACAUUGUACAAAACCUGAGGAGGAAAUGUGUGUUACAAGUGAAACUGUAAGUAAGAGUGCAUGUGUUGAGUCAAUGAUACAGCCAAGUGAACAGAAUAAAGUCACAAGUGAUGAUGGAUGCACGUUUAGUCCAGAUUCACCAGAUACACAACAGGGUCAAGAGUCAGAAAAAGUUAUUUCAGAUCAGAAUCAAGAGUCAAAAGAGAGUGAACAGGGUGAAGAAUCAGAAGAUAGACAGACUAAUGGUGUAACAGACAGUUACGAGGAAGAAGAUGUGUGGGAGGUUGGUCGUUACGAUCAGGAUGAUAUAGCUACGGCCAUCCUGGUAUCCCAGAACUCUCCAGGUAUUCUAUCAGGCGGUAAUGCAGAGAUCUUAGUUGCAUUGUUGUCCCACCCAGAAACAAAGUUACAGCAAGCUGCACUCAAUGGCAUCAAGAAGAGUUCAACUUUCACACGCAAUCAGAAUUUAUUUCGAGAACAUGGCUGUCUUGAUAAGCUGAGUAAACUGCUACGAUCCCAGAGUAUGUCCUUGAGACUUGGUGUCAAGUCGUCACAGGAAGUUGUCAGCUCAGUGGCCACUGCUAUCACUAAUCUCUCUGCCAAUACAGAAAAUCACAAAAAUCUCGAGGGAUGUGUACCCACUCUGGUGGAACUGGCAAUGCGGGAAAGCUCUGAGCAGGAGACUUCGUGUGUGCCCACCUUAGUGGACCUGACGUUGGAAGAUGAAACAGGAGAGAGUGUGUGUCUUUCGUCCUUGCAGGCCCUAACAAACCUGUCCUUGACUGACCAGUACCAUCGCCACUAUACGCGUCUAAUCCAGAAGUUGUAUGACCUUCUGGACAUGCACCAACAUAGCAUACAGCUUCAGGCCCUUAAGGUCCUUGUCAACUUGUCCUGUAGCACAGAGAUGGUGCCUCACAUACUGGCUGCAAAGGCACCAGGCUGCCUGUUGGAGCUGCUGAAGCAGGGUUCAGAUGAAGCCCUUACCCUGCGAAUGACUACAUUCCUUGCCAACAUACUACAUACAGUGCGAGAGGAGAACAUCUCUGUGUCAUCACUUCCACCUGACGACAAGGCUCCUAGCCCAGAGACAAUGUACGCGGCUCUCUACAGCAUGAACAAUGUUGGAGCCAUCAAGUCCAAGGUCUUCCUUCUGUGUCGUCAUAGGAACGAGGACAUCAAAGUACAGGCAACAAGGAUCUAUCAGUUGAUUGCUAAGUGAUCAUAUAAUCAAAUAAAUCAUUACAGAAUCUGA